AUGGUAGACAAAAGGGUAAAUAAAGUGGUAGAUGAACCAGUGAAUGAAUUAAUAGAUAAAAUAGUAAAUGAUAUAGAGUGUGAAGUAGUAGAUAAGUAUAUGUAUAGAACAACAAAUGAAGAGAUGGACAGAAUGAUAAAUGAAAUAACAGAUGAAGUGGUAG
Molecule: messenger RNA, 163 nt
Organism: Racocetra persica
Lineage: Eukaryota; Fungi; Glomeromycota; Glomeromycetes; Diversisporales; Gigasporaceae
Source: the annotation of a GenBank genome assembly